This is a messenger RNA of Bathycoccus prasinos, 657 nucleotides long. RefSeq lists its product with no specific name. The transcript has a single exon. The record is from RefSeq and is a predicted model, not a curated record. Lineage: Eukaryota; Viridiplantae; Chlorophyta; Mamiellophyceae; Mamiellales; Bathycoccaceae. Bases 1 to 657 code for a protein of 218 amino acids.
AUGAGCGCCGCAAAGCGUAGCACACAAACUCCUCGAACAACGAUCAACGAGCACCUCUCCUCCACUCGAAAAACGAGGAGCGCAUCGUUCGCUCAAAGUCAAAGAAGAAGAGGACAAAAGAACCGAAGAUUUUGCCUCCCCGUCGUUAACGGUGGUGACGACAUCAUCAUCGUCCAAAACGAAGUCAUCAAAGAAGCCGAACCUCUCCUGUCUCAAUCCUCCUCGUUCUCUGACUCCCUCCUGGAAGCAGGCAUAGAACCGUGGCAACUCUAUUUCGGCUUCUUCGCCGGAAUAGCGCCGUUCAUCAUCGCCGCGUACGAGUUCGGGAAACGGAUUUUAAUCCAACGCAAAUGCGCUUUGUGCCAAGGCUCAGGGCUGAUUAAAAAAGGAGAAUAUGCGAGAAAGUGCACCGCGUGCGGAGGAUUCCUACCCUGGGAAUCCUGGGAACGGUUUUUAGACGUAGGAACGACCGCUAAAAUAGGCAACGGAGGACGCGUGCGCGUACCUGAAGGACAAACGUCGGUUUUUUACGACGUGGAGAAAACCGUCCUGGCGAGCGAGAAGAGGAAAGCGCUUGAAGACAGCCGCCGAGUCGCCGCCGCCGAGAACCCGCCCGCUGUCGAGGAGGACGAAAGGAAAGAGAGCAGCACAAAAUAA